AUGUCUCGACAGUUGAGCUCUUCCCCAGACAGCGGCUCUGAGGCUCGGGUGCAGCGGACCAUGGACUCCAGGAUCGUCCGGAGAAGGCGAAGCGGCGCUGCCCGACAUCUGUUGCUGGCAGCCGCGUUCCUCUUCUGCAGCUCCCAGCUGCUGCUGGUCGAUGCCAACUCGUGGUGGUCACUAGCCCUGACACCCAUCCAGCGACCUGAAAUGUACAUUAUUGGAGCCCAGCCUCUCUGCAGUCAACUAUCUGGACUCUCUCCGGGCCAGAGGAAGCUCUGCCAGCUCUACCAGGACCACAUGAUGUACAUCGGAGACGGAGCCAAGACUGGAAUCAAGGAGUGCCAGUACCAGUUCAGACAGAGGAGGUGGAACUGCAGCACCGUGGACAACACGUCUGUGUUUGGACGGGUCAUGCAGAUCGGCUCAAGAGAAACAGCCUUCACUUACGCCAUCAGUGCUGCAGGUGUGGUCAACGCUAUCAGCCGAGCGUGCCGCGAGGGCGAGCUCUCCACCUGCGGCUGCAGCCGGGCGGCCAGGCCUCGAGACCUGCCACGGGAUUGGCUGUGGGGCGGCUGCGGCGACAACGUUCACUACGGCUACCGGUUCGCUCGAGAAUUUGUGGAUGCCAGGGAGAGGGAGAAGAACUACCCGCGCGGGUCAUCUGAGCACGCCCGGACACUGAUGAACCUGCAGAACAACGAAGCAGGGAGACAGGCGGCCUACAACCUAGCUAACGUGGCCUGUAAGUGUCAUGGAGUCUCCGGCUCCUGCAGUCUGAAGACCUGCUGGCUCCAGUUGGCCGACUUCAGACGAGUCGGGGAGUUCCUGAAGGAGAAGUACGACAGUGCUGCUGCCAUGCGUAUCGGACGGAAGGGAAAGCUUGAACUGUUGGACAAGCGUUUCAACACUCCCACUCCCGAGGACUUGGUCUACAUCGACCCCAGCCCGGACUACUGUCUCCGCAACGAGACCACGGGCUCCCUGGGCACGCAGGGUCGCCUCUGCAACAAAACCUCAGAGGGCAUGGACGGCUGCGAGCUGAUGUGCUGCGGCCGGGGCUACGACCAGUUCAAGACCUACAAGCACGAGCGCUGCCACUGCAAGUUCCACUGGUGCUGCUCCGUCAAGUGCAAACGCUGCACGGCGCUCGUGGAUCAGUUUGUGUGUAAAUAGCACAGAGGUCGAGACUGAUGGACGGAGGAAGGGGGAGAGUGAGAGAGGGGGGACGGUGGUGACGGAGGCCGGAGGAUUGAUUUUUUUUUUCAGGGUUCUGUUCAGGACGAGUUCAGUCGAUGACUUUCAUUUUCUGACAAAGCUGCUCUUAUGUUUUUCCCUCCCUCACCUCCCGCCUUUUCACACUCGGCUGCAGGAGAAACAACAUCCACACGUCCAUGUUUGUAAGUGUGUGUGUUUGUGUCAGUGUGUGUGUGUGUG
Molecule: messenger RNA, 1437 nt
Organism: Cynoglossus semilaevis (tongue sole)
Lineage: Eukaryota; Metazoa; Chordata; Actinopteri; Pleuronectiformes; Cynoglossidae
Gene: wnt5b
Product: wingless-type MMTV integration site family, member 5b
Exons: 6
Coding region: 1-1176 (391 amino acids)
Biological process (GO): multicellular organism development; cell fate commitment; neuron differentiation
Cellular component (GO): extracellular region
Molecular function (GO): frizzled binding; cytokine activity
Source: RefSeq, a predicted model, not a curated record